This is a messenger RNA of Lycium barbarum (goji berry), 1007 nucleotides long. Its product is annotated as ethylene-response factor C3-like. The record is from RefSeq and is a predicted model, not a curated record. The coding region runs from base 76 to 816 and encodes 246 amino acids. The transcript has a single exon. Gene Ontology annotation, biological process: regulation of DNA-templated transcription; ethylene-activated signaling pathway. Gene Ontology annotation, molecular function: DNA-binding transcription factor activity; DNA binding. Lineage: Eukaryota; Viridiplantae; Streptophyta; Magnoliopsida; Solanales; Solanaceae.
CUAUUACUUGAAAGAACAGAGCAUCUAUAAAUACUUUCCUUAUAGGAAACAGAGCAUAUAUUAUCUAGGAAAAAAAUGGAUUCUUCUUCUUGUUCUUCUCAUUUUUUCUACUACCCUAUGAAUUCUGAUUUAAAUUCUUCUGAUUCUUCGUGGGAAUGGUCUAAUUUAAACUCAUCUUCUCUCCCUUUUAACGUUAAUGACUCCGAAGAGAUGCUUCUUUUUGGUGUUCUUGCUAACGUCGCUCAGGAAACAACUUCAGAAACAGUUACAUCGUACCAUGUUAAGGAAGAGGAAGUUAGUUCAAAAUCCGAGGUUGUUAGAGAAAUUGAAGCAAAACCCGCUAAGGAAAAGUCGUAUCGAGGUGUUAGAAGGCGGCCAUGGGGGAAAUUCGCGGCGGAGAUAAGGGAUUCUACUAGGAAUGGUGUUAGGGUAUGGUUAGGGACAUUUGAUACCGCGGAGGAAGCUGCUUUGGCUUAUGAUCAAGCCGCUUUUUCAAUGAGGGGUACAUCCGCCAUUUUGAAUUUUCCAGUGGAAACAGUCAGGGAAUCACUACGUGACAUGAAGUGCCACGUGGACGAUGACUGUUCCCCUGUAAUGGCGCUAAAAAAGCGCCAUUCAAUGAGGAAAAGGAGCUCCAGUUCCAAGAAGAGUAGUAAUAGUGGUAGUAGUAACAAAGUAGUGAGGGAAGUGAAAAUGGAAAAUGUAAAUAAUGUAGUUGUGUUUGAAGAUUUGGGGGCUGACUACUUAGAGCAACUUUUGAAUAGUAGUUCAAGUGAUCAAAGUAGUUGUGAUGCAACUUACUUUAGUUCAUGGUAAAAUCAAAGAUUUACCCAUCUUUUUUAUUUAUUAUUUUAUUUUUGUUUCUUUUUUCUUAGGGGUUUGGGAAAUUCCAUCUCUUUGUUCUUUAGUUGAAGAUAACUUUGUAGUAUCUUUGUUGUCAAUAUUUUGGUGAUGAUUGUAUUUAAGUUUCAUAUGAUUUUGGUGAUUGACUAGAGACUUAUUUUUCA